UCCGGAUUUUUGAAAGGGACGGACCCGAAGUGUGUAACAGUGUUUACACUCCGUCACGAAAUCGAAACAUUUGUACAUUUAUCUGUCAAACAGUUGUCUUUUAUUUAGCUAGCUAGCUAAUGCCCUUUAGUACUUGUAUCAAUGGAAGACAUGGAGCAUAAUAAGGCACCCUCUGUCAUCGAUCGGUAUUACACUCGAUGGUAUAAAACAGAUAUCAAGGGCAAGGAUUAUGAAGACCAGUGCGUUCUUCAGCAUUCAAACAGAAUCUGUGUCAUCACCCUGGCAGAGAGUCACCCUAUCCUUCAGAACGGGAGGUCAAUCAAGAGCAUCAACUAUCAGAUCAGCGCUGGCUGCAGUCGCCUGCAUAACAAAGUGUCUGGAAAGUCAAAGAGAGGAGGACAGUUCCUCACAGAGUUCGCUCCUUUGUGUAGAAUAACAUGUACAGAUGGUGUGGAGUACACCAUUUACAGCUGCAUAAGGGGUCGGCUAUUGGAGGUCAAUGAGGAUAUUCUUGAAAGACCAGAACUUUUACUGGGAAAGCCUUCCACUGAGGGAUACAUUGCGGUCAUCCUCCCUAAAAUAGAGGAGAGCAAGACGGUCACUAAUGGUCUCCUUAGCAGAGAGGAGUACGAGAGCGUUGUCUCUAAACGGACCAAAAGCACCCAGCCAGAGCCACAGCCGGAGCCACAGCCACAGCCAGAGCCAGAGCCAUGCUGAGGAAUGAGGUCACAGGGACUCCUCACACUCUCCUCAGCCCAGCUGGAGUGACCUUUCCUGUGGCAGCUCUGUUGGAGGGGGUCCCUCGUCUCAGGCCCAGCCAGACCUAGGUACUUACAUCACAGCAUAGUGCAUGCCCCUGUCCAGAUAUGGACUUAUGCCUGUGGUGGAUGACGGUGCAGAUAUCUGGGGUGCUGGAGGUAAUGCACUGUGCCUUUAAGUUCUCUAGCCUCUACCUUACCUGUAGGCAGUCCAGGGCAAAUACUGUUUUGUUUGCUUUGAUGUAACAUGAAGAAAUUCACAGCCAGUUAAGUUUUAUGAGAUACCUUUUUUAAAAUGUUUUGCUCUUUACUAAGAUCGUUGAUAAGGAACGUGACAUUUAUUUUCAAAGGAGGAAGUCUAAGAUAUUUCUAUUAUGUCAGUUAUUAAGUGACUAUGUACCAAACAAGCCCAUGUUUUUGUUCUGUUAGAAAAAUAUGUAUUUUUUGUUUACUGUACAUACCUUAAUAAAUGACACAAUCAAACCAG
This is a messenger RNA of Oncorhynchus tshawytscha (Chinook salmon), 1245 nucleotides long. It is a transcript of the gene abitram, whose product is annotated as actin binding transcription modulator. NCBI's taxonomy places the organism in Eukaryota, Metazoa, Chordata, Actinopteri, Salmoniformes, Salmonidae. The transcript is spliced from 6 exons. The record is from RefSeq and is a predicted model, not a curated record. Bases 142 to 717 code for a protein of 191 amino acids. Gene Ontology annotation, cellular component: lamellipodium; nucleus; filopodium tip. Gene Ontology annotation, biological process: dendrite morphogenesis; regulation of filopodium assembly; regulation of actin filament polymerization. Gene Ontology annotation, molecular function: actin monomer binding; actin filament binding.